Conger conger (European conger) is the source of this 1041-nucleotide messenger RNA. RefSeq names its product small nuclear ribonucleoprotein D2 polypeptide (gene snrpd2). Gene Ontology annotation, molecular function: RNA binding. The transcript has 3 exons. Gene Ontology annotation, biological process: RNA splicing; spliceosomal snRNP assembly. Gene Ontology annotation, cellular component: U1 snRNP; U5 snRNP; precatalytic spliceosome. Bases 156 to 512 code for a protein of 118 amino acids. The record is from RefSeq and is a predicted model, not a curated record. Lineage: Eukaryota; Metazoa; Chordata; Actinopteri; Anguilliformes; Congridae.
CGGAAGCCCAUUUUGGUCUGCUCGCACUCACAUGGUUACCCGGAAGCAGUACAAGAGGAAAGCGUUGAUUCUACGAAAGUUGCCGGGCUAAAAAUUGGACGGGUUUUUUUUUUUUCAACCCCGAUUCAUUUCAAUUUACUCAUCCAAGUACAGCAAUGAGUCUGCUAAACAAGCCGAAGUCGGAGAUGACACCGGAGGAGCUGCAGAAACGAGAGGAGGAAGAGUUUAACACCGGACCGCUGUCUGUGCUCACCCAGUCGGUCAAAAACAACACCCAAGUUCUCAUCAACUGCCGUAACAACAAGAAACUGUUGGGUCGCGUCAAAGCUUUCGACAGGCACUGCAACAUGGUCCUGGAGAACGUGAAGGAGAUGUGGACCGAGGUACCCAAGAGCGGCAAGGGGAAGAAGAAGUCAAAGCCGGUCAACAAGGACCGCUACAUCUCCAAGAUGUUUCUGAGGGGCGAUUCCGUCAUCGUGGUGCUGAGGAACCCCCUCAUCACUGGGAAAUGAAAGGUUUUUUUUCUCCAACCUUUGCUCCCUCCACCCCCCACCCCCUCCCCACAAAAAUGGAUGUUGAUAUUACUUCCUGUAUUGAAGCUGUUCGUUUCAGCCGAAUGCUUCACCAUUGAUUAAAUUCCUGGAUUCAUCUUUUUUUAAAAAUUUUGCCCCCUUACAGCCUUCUGGGACAGUGUUGUCCUGGUUUAAACCCCCUUUAUCUCCCCCUUCUGAAGGUGAACACCUGUGCUGUCCCCAGGCACAUAAAUGGUGGAAUGUCUUUCAGAAAUGUGUUUAUUGAGGGACAGCUCUACACUUGUGUUUUUUACAGAAAAGUGCUUCAGCAGCUGUUUCAUACUGUUCCAACAUUUGGCGGUGUGUUUUCAGAGAAAUUUGUAACAUUUUGUUUAGUUUUGUUAAGGAAAGGCUCAACAGCUUUUUUUUUUUUUCCUGUUUGUUUAGUUUUUUUUAUAACUGAGGAAAAGGUUGUGCAAUGGGACUGUGCACAGCUCUGUAAAUUGUCAAAUUAAAGUUGUGAGCUGCA